Penicillium pulvis is the source of this 815-nucleotide messenger RNA. RefSeq names its product putative NADH-ubiquinone oxidoreductase 21 kDa subunit. The transcript has 5 exons. NCBI's taxonomy places the organism in Eukaryota, Fungi, Ascomycota, Eurotiomycetes, Eurotiales, Aspergillaceae. The record is from RefSeq and is a predicted model, not a curated record. The coding region runs from base 126 to 677 and encodes 183 amino acids.
AUUGGUUGAAAUGAGUGCUGGCCGCCGACAUACGCUAAGCCCAAAGAGGCUAGUGUUGCUACCACCUCCAACUUCCGAACUUCAACUCUGCACAACGCCCGUAUCCCACCAUAUCAAUCUUCAUCAUGGCUUCUUCCACCACGGCCAUUGUGCCCCCUAAGCGGGCCAAUACCGACUAUCCCCUCAUCGACUCCGACCCGCAUCUGCGUCGUGUGUUCGGAUACGCUCGGCCUUCCGAUUACGCCGUGGCUGGUGGAAUGGCUACCGUCUCCCCCAUUGCAUUCUGGAUCAUGGAGCGGGUUAGCCCGUCGCAUGUCGGCCGCGGUGGCUUUGCCCCCGUCAUGCGCCUCGCCAGUGCCGUCGGCAUUCUCGGUGGCCUCCACGUGCUUUACCAGAGAUCCUGCAGACGUUUCUACGGCUUCACCGAGAACUCCCGGGAGGUUGAGAGGGACAUGCGCGAGAUGGUCGACAAGGUGAAGAAGGGUGAGCCCCUAUACGGUGUCUCUAAGGUGUCCGAUUAUAUUCAGGGUAUUGCUGCCCGUAACUCCCGGUACUCCGAGCUCUUCAUCCACGUCCUUCCGUGGAUCAACAUUGUCAACCACGAUCAGCACGGUGUCGACACUGCCAAGUACUAUCAACAAGCGGAGCGUGAAUUGGAAGCUGAGCGAACCGCCUAGAUUAAUUCCAUGAGCUCUUUAAACUAUUCGUCUCCUGAGUUGAUCCCCUGGAGUUGCAAAAUUUUUGUACACAUAUCCAUUUUUCGUGUGUUUUUUGAAGGCGCAAUUUGCAAUUAACAAUACAAACUUAUGUUCUGC